AUGCAGUCUUUAGAGAACAUUCUGGAAAAUUUAAGUCAUCAUGGUUAUGAGUUUUGCUUCCUUCUAAAAGAUACCAAAGUAAAGGAAAAUAGUGGGGAUCCCUUUUUCACUAAAUGUUAUCUUACAUCAGCUGCCAAAUCAAAUUUGUCGGUAAACUUAGAGAACAUUUUGGGGGAUCAAGAUAUUAGAAUGUAUAGUAAAGCGCAUAAUUAUCUCAAAACAAUUUCAUUAAAUCUCAAUGAGAGAAACAAAAUCAAAGAAUAUCUAUUAGCAGCUUUCAAACUGUUAAGACAGGUUCCCUGUAAAGCCUUGGCGAAAUUAUGGAUAAAACGCAUAGAACCAAAAAAGAAGACCAAAUACCCUUAUAUUAAAGGAAAUUUGAUGAAACCAGAAUGGUGGCCAUCAGAUGUAGAACAUAGAGAGCCUGAUCAUUUGCAAAAGCCAGAAAGGUUAAAUUUAAUGUGUACAAUAAUUAUGGAUGUGCUUCCAAAUAUACCAGAUAAUGAGAUUAUUGAAGAUCUGAUAAGGUCAACUUUAGGGAUGUCACUAUUCAAAAAGGAUUCCAUUAAAAAGGAAGUUAUAUUAAGCAUUUUUAAUAUAUCAACACACUUGCGGUUAAGGAAAGAACCUAGCAUCAUUGUAGCUGAUUUGAUGAAUACAAAAAAAAAGUACAAGAUGAAAGAAACCCACAAGAAUCAUCAUCAGCAUCAUGGGCAUUUUAAAAAUACAAAAGUGGACCGAACUAACGCGUUUGGCAGUCCCGAAUCAUCAACGGUAAGUUCUGCAGAGGAGUCUACUCGUGCAGAUACAAUGUGUGCAGAACAGACAUUAGAAUACGAAGAUACCUUGACUUACAAUUUAGGAAACGUUAAUGAAGUGUUACCAACGCCAACUCUACUUGAUAUGUUUAUCGAAAACGAUUCGGAAUUAUCAGAAUAUGUCGAAGCAUGGAAUAAUACCACAUCGAGUUCUUCAGUUGACAAUUCUUUAUCCAUGACGAAUAGCUUUCAAUAA
Messenger RNA from Naumovozyma castellii, 1014 nucleotides. RefSeq lists its product as uncharacterized. Lineage: Eukaryota; Fungi; Ascomycota; Saccharomycetes; Saccharomycetales; Saccharomycetaceae. The transcript has a single exon. The record is from RefSeq and is a predicted model, not a curated record. The coding region runs from base 1 to 1014 and encodes 337 amino acids.